AUGUCGUUCUGGAGUUCAUAUAAAGGCCUCUCGCCCAAGACACGGGCGCUCUUCGGAGUCGGAGUCAUGGCGUGGGCGGCGGUUGGGCUGUGGAUGACGCCGCAGGUGGAGGGGGCGAUUGGCCUGACGCCGACACCCGAGGAACAGCAGGAAUUGGAUCGGAAAUUGGCGAUCCGGGUCUCGAGGGUCGAGAGGUAG
Aspergillus homomorphus CBS 101889 is the source of this 198-nucleotide messenger RNA. RefSeq lists its product as uncharacterized. The transcript has 2 exons. Bases 1 to 198 code for a protein of 65 amino acids. The record is from RefSeq and is a predicted model, not a curated record. NCBI's taxonomy places the organism in Eukaryota, Fungi, Ascomycota, Eurotiomycetes, Eurotiales, Aspergillaceae.